Olea europaea var. sylvestris is the source of this 1710-nucleotide messenger RNA. RefSeq lists its product as uncharacterized. Lineage: Eukaryota; Viridiplantae; Streptophyta; Magnoliopsida; Lamiales; Oleaceae. The transcript is spliced from 6 exons. Gene Ontology annotation, biological process: regulation of flower development. The record is from RefSeq and is a predicted model, not a curated record. The coding region runs from base 113 to 1465 and encodes 450 amino acids. Gene Ontology annotation, cellular component: nucleus. Gene Ontology annotation, molecular function: protein binding.
AAUGUCUAUUCCACGCUAUAUGCACUGACUUUUCUCCUCUCUUAAUUUCUCUCUCUUCCUCUCUAACCAUGCUUGAAGUAGAAGCAGAUCUUCAAGGUUUAUAAAGAAAACAAUGUUGCAGAACUUGGUUCAUCCACAAGAACAUCUUCCCGUUGAAGAAAUUGGGAGCCCACUUGGUGCUCAAAUUUUGGAAUUUCGUGAGUCUGAAUUAUUUCCAGAAACUUUACAAAAUUCUGAAGUUGCUUCAAGCUCAAAUUGCUGCUAUGAAGAACACACUUCAUAUCCAGCAAAUCUUUCCAUUACUACAGAUAUGAGUAAUUUCACCAGUGCCAUGGAUCUUACUCUACAGAAUGAAAUGAAGCUGCCGCCGGCCGUCAUGACGGCCACUCCCUCUGCCCCUUCCACCACCAGCCCAUCCGAGCCCACUGUCACCUCCACCAUCUCCCCCACCAACACUAAAAACAACGGCAACUUCUCCAUAAUAUUCGACUCUGCUGAAGAUAUUGAUAACGAUAUUUCUGCAUCCAUAGACUUCACCCCGUCUCCAAACUUUUCAGUUCCUCAGUACUUCAACAACAAUAACAAUAAUCAAGACCAAUUUGACUUUUUUUCACUGAAUAACCAGAUUUCAGCUGGAGAUGUUGUCAAUGGAUUAAUCUCUCAGUACCCUCCUGAGCCACCACAUCCGGUGCCACUCUUGGGGCCUCCGCCACUGCCGCCGGCUUACGAUGAAGAAUGCUUAUCUUCUAUUCCAUCUUACGUGCGGCUGAGUUCUUCUUCGCCUUCCUGCGGAAUUUUGGAUCCGAUUAUGGGACAGUACCUUCCUGCAGCCAACAUGAAUCCGCCAUUUUCUACUGAGAAUUCCGGAAUUCUCACUGGGGGUAGUUUGCUCAUGGGAACUGAACUUCAAUCUCAAGAACUAGAUUUCCAGGGUGAUAAUGGUGGACUCUUCCUCCCUGACACCAUAUCAAGUCUCUUUAACUGCUCUAGUGAUCUUCAGAUUAAGGCACUUAAUAACGAGAACCCGCAUAUGGCCCAUGGAGGUCCAAAUUCUAAUCCUUUGGCAUCAGAGAUUUCGAGCUUGGAAGAUUCUACUUUCAAGGUGGGCAAACUCUCCGUUGAAGAAAGGAAAAAGAAAAUCCAUAAAUACAUGAAGAAAAGAAAUGAAAGGAAUUUCAGUAAGAAAAUUAAGUAUGCGUGUCGCAAAACACUUGCAGAUAGCAGGCCUCGUGUUAGAGGAAGGUUUGCAAAGAAUGAUGAACUUGGAGAGGUUGCAAGAACUGCUAGCAGCAACCAUGAAGAAGACACAGAUGAAGAUGUAAGUCUGUUUGCAAAUCAGAUCUCUCGCUACCAAGACAAGGUGAUGGUGAAAGAAGAGGAUAUGGUAGACUCUUCAGACAUAUUUGCACACAUAAGUGGUGUAAAUUCCUUCAAAUGCAACUAUCCCAUUCAAUCUUGGAUUUGAUUAGAGUUUCUGAGAAUUGAAGCCUUUUCAGCAAUUUUGCAGGACCCACCAUCAACUAGCUGCCUCACUCAGCAGGAUUAUUUCAAAAUCUUAAAAUAGUGGAGAAAUGAAUAAUUGGGUCAUUUCUAUAUUUACUCAGUAAUGGUUAAUUUAUAGUUAUUAUUCGAAAGUUAAAUAAUAGUGUAUAAUUUUUGUAUAUACUACUUUAUGUCUGACAUUAUACAAAAUUUCCAACAUUGAAAUCU